UUUUUCACCUCUCUGUAAAGAUAAGCUCACAUGCUCUCCUCUCUCUCUCUCUCUCUCUCUCUCUCUCUCUGAAUAGAGCCUGAUUUCUUAUAACCAGUUUAAAGUACUUCAACAAGCUUACUCAUAAGUCAUAACCUCUCCCUCUCUCUCUCUCUCUCUAUAUAUAUAUAUAUAUAUAUAUAUUUCUCAUGAAGACUUGUUAGCAUGAGAAUGAUGUGACCAAAUUCAGAUGUUACAAAGGAGCUAGGAAAACCAAAAAAGAAAAAAUGGUGGAAGAACAACAUGGCUAUGCGUGGCCACCCAUCGGAGCUCCUCUGAACAUGCAAAGAGAGGAUCAGAACGCGAGAUAUUUCGACAGCUCGGUCAAUGCGGUGUCGUUUGGGUUUGUUGCUACGGCCAUUCUGAUAUCCAUGUUCUUGGUCAUGGCCAUCUUUGAGAGAUUCCUCAGACCCACCUCGCCGGAUUUGUCGCCGUCCGGUCGCCGGACCCACCGAGAUCUCGAAACCCAGUUGGGCUUCAAUGCCAAGCUUGCUCAUCCCUCGCCCAAAAUGACUAUUUAUGCGAGUGGAGUCUCUGUUUUGAUGCCUGGAGACAACAUUCCAACCUUCAUAGCGCACCCGGCGCCCGUCCCUUGUCCUCCAGACCGCGUUUCAUGGCCCCAACAUCAACAUACUUCAUUGCCAACUCUUCCCUCGAACUCCUCGACCUCAAACGCAAACUCAAAUCCACAAGUUCAAAACUAAGAAACAAAAUGUCCCCGUGUUUCAUGUCGGAUUUGAUUCCUCAUUUUAUAAACUCAAGCAGAAGGUACUGAGGAAUGUGCAUGGCAAGCAAUUCUGGGCCACAUUCAAUCAGUUUGCCCCUUUUUUUCUCUCUGCAAGAGCUCUUUGAUUCUGUAUAUAACAUUCAUAGAUUGGCAGACCAAAUGCACUUUGCUUCAGAUCCCUGACCAUGUUGCGUGGUAUCAGAUUUUCCAAAAUGACUUGGAUCCAUAGAGAUGGAUUAUAUAUUGUU
Molecule: messenger RNA, 1014 nt
Organism: Morus notabilis
Lineage: Eukaryota; Viridiplantae; Streptophyta; Magnoliopsida; Rosales; Moraceae
Exons: 2
Coding region: 267-743 (158 amino acids)
Source: RefSeq, a predicted model, not a curated record